Messenger RNA from Colletotrichum orchidophilum, 1314 nucleotides. Its product is annotated as zinc carboxypeptidase. Gene Ontology annotation, biological process: proteolysis. Gene Ontology annotation, molecular function: metallocarboxypeptidase activity; zinc ion binding. The record is from RefSeq and is a predicted model, not a curated record. The transcript is spliced from 3 exons. Bases 1 to 1314 code for a protein of 437 amino acids. Lineage: Eukaryota; Fungi; Ascomycota; Sordariomycetes; Glomerellales; Glomerellaceae.
AUGAAGCUCACUGCUGCGCUCGCGCUGGUCUCUCCGAUUGUCGCCGUCUCUGCUGCCCGAUUCGGAGCCGGUAGGACCACGGCGCGGGAUGACAGGGUCAGCUACGAUGGCUACCAGGUCCACCGCGUAUCAACGGCCAACGCGCCACGCCAACUCUCCCGCCUGAGCUCGUUUCCGUCCAUCGACCUGAAGGGCUUCGUUGAAGUUGCGAUUCCACCCAGUGAGGUUGAAAAAUUCAAGUCUCUGGGAUUGGACGCGCAGCUUCUAGACGAGGAUCUCGGCAGGGCGAUCCAGGCUGAGUCGAAGGCCGAGAAGAAGCCCGUUUUAACCAAGAGGGGCGAGCUGCCGGACCUGAGCUGGUUCGACUCAUACCACUCGUACGACGACCAUGUCCAGUACUGGAGAGACAUCCACGCUGCUUUCCCUGAGAACUCGGAGUGGCUGGACGUUGGUGCCUCCUAUGAGGGUCGCAGCAUCUUUGGGUUGCGGCUUUGGGGCGGCAAAGACGCCAGCACCAAGCCCAUUGUCCUCUGGCAUGGCACUGUUCAUGCCAGGGAGUGGAUUACCACGAUGACUGUCGAGUACUUGACAUACCAACUCAUCGACGGCUACAAGUCUGGGGACCAAAACGUCACAGCCUUCUUCGACGCGUACGACUUUUACAUUGUGCCCUUUCACAAUCCUGACGGCUUCGUGUACAGCCAGACCACAAACCGCCUCUGGCGGAAGAACCGCCAGCCGCGCUCCAACACGAUCUGCAUCGGCACCGACGGCAACCGCAACUGGGACUUCCAAUGGGACUACCCCCUCGAAGACGGCAGCGUCUCCGCCAACCCGUGCGGCGAGACCUUUCGCGGCAUCGCCCCCGGCGACACGCCCGAAAACGUCGUCCUCUCGGCCCUCUCCCGCGAGCUGGCCGCCUCUGCCGGUGGUGUCCGUCUCUUCAUCGACUGGCACAGCUACUCGCAGCUCAUCCUGCUCCCCUGGGGCUUCUCCUGCGAGCCCGACGUGCUGCCCAAGAACCUCCAGGCGCAGCGCGACGUCGGCGCAGGGUAUGCAGCGACGAUUGCGGCGACGAGCGGUGAGGAGUACGAGGUCGGCCCGUCGUGUGAGAUUCUGUACUACUCGACGGGAUCUGCGAGGGACUUCCACCAUGGCGCUUUGAACGCGACGUACUCGUGGAGUGUCGAGCUGAGACCCAAGAGCGGCGGGACCGGGGGCUCCGGGUUCAUCUUGCCACCAGAGUUUAUUCUACCAACGGCCGAGGAGCACUGGGAGGGGAUCAAGUACGUGCUGGGUGCUGUUGGCAAGUAG